UGCAGCGGUAACAGCGCAGGAGUUUCAUGGAGGCUGUGCAGAGACAACUGACGAACAUCCUAGAGUUACUGGCCGUGUCUCAGACGGACCGCGUGCGUGAAUGGGACCAGCACAGCUUACAGCGGGCGUUUCAGUGGGCCGAGUACUGCGAGCAGCUCCACUCCCGCUUCCAGUCCAACCCCACGGUCCGGUCCGCACUGGAGGCCGGUCUGCAGGACACCAACCAGCGGCUGCAGGACGCGCUCCCGGCGCACUCUCCAGUCAUGUUCUCGGACCUGGCUCGGUGUCAACACAUGCUGCUCGUUCAUCUACUCGCAAACCCUUACUCCCCGAACUCCGUCGUUCAAAUGCUUCUCUCAAAUCCCAAAACUGCAGCACAGGAAUUCCAGUUUGAUCAAAGCAGCUUCAUUACAUGCAAAUCUGCGUUUAAUCUGCUCUGCCGCUCGUCUGACAGGACUAGUCAUCCUGGUUUACAGGUUGAGGCAGAAGUGAGAGGCAAACUCCUCCGGGAACUCCUGAACUCUCUGCUUACUCGUCCCGGCAAUGACGAGUAUGCGAGAACAGUGCUGGAUUCCAUCCUUCGGGACAGCGCGGGAAAAACGGAAAGCCUGUAUGACGUCAUAGCAGCUGCGCUCCUCUCCAGCGAUGACGACACGAACGCCGUCACUCAGCACUUUAUCCUCGCCUGGAUUCAAGAUCACGACGGGUGUUGCGGUAAACUGUGCGGAUCGCUGUCUCCCGGACUGUGUGCGGUCCUCUCCCGACAGUCUCCGGAGUUUAAACAGGCGUAUUGGGGUGUUUUGAAACGGUGGGCGUCCUGCUUGCAGUAUGACGUCUUGGAGAGUGUUUGGGUGCCGACGUCAGGUGGGCCAGUGACGUUUAAUGUACUGGCUGAUCGAUUAAAAGAUUUAUUAAAUUCAGGAGCAGGAUUAAAAGAGGACACUGAGACUGAGCUUAACGCGCUCAAACUGGAAGAUGGAGACUUUAAUGUGAAGGGCAUCAGUGUAUGGACUGAUUUAAUCAUUCAACUGAAGAUUGGAAGAUAAUUCAAUAAUAUUAUUAGCUGGGCUAUUUAACAUUUGAUGUUAGUUAAACUAAUGGUAAUGUGUUUUAUUUUAGUUUAUAACUGUGUGUAUUUUCCCCAUACACAUUAUAAUUAUUUAUAGCCUAUAUUUGGCAAAGUUUUGUAUUUUUUCUUUAUUAAGAGCCAGCAAAUAGUAUUAAAUUAUAUCCAAUUUUUAUUAUCUAUUUUUCUAAUAACCAUAUAAAAUGCAGAGCCAGAAAUGUCGAAAUGGAGCCAUUUUAGUCAUUUCUGAUGUUUUGUCAUUUUGUAAUAGUUUUCGGUGUUAUUAUAUUAUUUUAUAAGAGCCAUCAUAAUAGUGAUUUUGUUUCUCCAUUGCCUAUAUGUUUUGGGUUUUUUUUUUCUUCGUUAUUAAAAAAUCAAAACGUAAUUUUAUCCCUCACUGAGAAACUUCCAGAGAAAGCUCUUUCCUUUGUGCGGUCAUGAUGUUUCCAGCUCCCGGCCGACAGGGGGCGACAGCGCUCUUUACACCAUCACACAAGUGCUUUAUUUCAGAGCUGAGAUCUUAUAGCUGAAUAAAUAAUAAAGCUCUUAAAUUAUAUGUUUAACAUUGUUUCUACCAUAUUUGACAUUUAUGCAUUGCUUACAGUCC
Molecule: messenger RNA, 1673 nt
Organism: Pimephales promelas (fathead minnow)
Lineage: Eukaryota; Metazoa; Chordata; Actinopteri; Cypriniformes; Leuciscidae
Gene: fancf
Product: FA complementation group F
Biological process (GO): interstrand cross-link repair
Cellular component (GO): Fanconi anaemia nuclear complex
Source: RefSeq, a predicted model, not a curated record